Molecule: messenger RNA, 807 nt
Organism: Malus domestica (apple)
Lineage: Eukaryota; Viridiplantae; Streptophyta; Magnoliopsida; Rosales; Rosaceae
Source: RefSeq, a predicted model, not a curated record
CAACAUGUGGUGCCGGCCCAAGUUGCUUAAUACUUUGGCCAUUUUGCAACCUCUGCAUGUUCCAUCGACGCCGGAAAAGUGAAGGGCACACCACAUGUUUGAUCAAAUGUGCGGCUGAAAUUUGCAAAAGUUUUGGCUUUCAGGUACUCAAAUUCUAGUCGCAAAUCACGAUGAAUCUGUACAAUGGCUGCAAAGAGAUUCUGAAGAUUCAGAAGUUCCGGAGAAUGGUGUCGUAUGCCGGAUUCUACUGCUUCACAGCAGUCCUGACCUACGCCUACACAAGCAAUACAACUCGAGCUGGGUUUUCGAGAGCUGACCAGUUCUAUGCUUCUUACCCAGCUGGAACGGAGCUCUUGACGGACACGGCAAAGUUGUAUAAAGCUGCGCUUGGUAACUGUUUCGAAAACGAAGAAUGGGGUCCGAUUGAGUAUUGCAUCAUGGCCAAACACUUUGAGCGACAGGGGAAAGGACCCUAUGCUUAUCAUGCACAUUACAUGGCGCACCUCCUAUCUCACGGACAGCUCGAUGGAAGUGGGUAGAAGUAGAGAUGGUUGCCGGAUGAUGAGUAGAACAUGUCGUACCAUAUCUAUACGAAACUUGAAGCCGCUCGUGCUGAUAGUUUAUGUAAAUACGGUCCAAUCAUAAAGAUGUGAGGAUUAAAUAGCAGAUGAAUCCGCGAUGUCAGAACUUGCUUUGAUCCUUUUUUUUUUUUUGAUCUAUUGCUUAAGGUUGUAAUGUAAGUUGUAACUACCUAUUGUGGGUUGUCAAAUGAAGCGUUUUUUCAGAAUAAAGCCGUUUUUGUGCUUC